GUCAGCACUAGUUUGGAGUCAAAUCUGACAACCGCUGCCUUUGCCCGCUCCUUCCUCCGGCUCUCCUAUUACUCUGUAGCGGCUGUCCCGGCUCCUUUAAAGGGCUCUCACAGUCGGGACCGUGGGACAGCAUCCGACCGCUGUGUUCAACUUGAGGCGAAGAAAGACACAGGAAACUCCUCGGGAUUCUCCGUACAUCGAGCGCUCUUUUGGAUUUUGUGUUUGACGUGCUGAAGUGCUUCUUAAGGAGAAUUCUGGGGAGAUUUCGUGCUCUUUUAUUCCUCAAGGAUGAAGCAGCACAGUGAAUCUGUGUACUGAAGCAAGCUCUCACAUUCAAACUUCAACGGCGAGGAUGAAGAAUGGGCAGAGCGACGGUUCCCUGCAUGGUGUUGAUAUGGUUGUGAAGGCUUGUUUCUAUCGUCCUGUUGUUCAGUGAGGCUCUGAGCUCACGGUGAAUACAGCAUGCAUGUGUCGAACUAUCCCGCGAUGCUUCCUGUCAGUCCAGGCCUGCUUCUCCUCAGCUUCCUCUUCCUCGCUGAUGCUGACUCUCCACCCAGAUUCACGCGAACCCCACAGAAUCAAACAGGAGUGCAGGGGGGAGUGGCUUCCUUCGUGUGCCAGGCUGCGGGGGAUCCGCAACCCAAGAUUGUCUGGAAUAAGAAAGGCAAAAAAGUCACCAACCAGAGAUUUGAGGUAAUAGAGUUUGAUGAUGGGUCCGGUUCGGUCCUGAGGAUCCAGCCGCUGAGGACCCCCAGAGACGAGGCGAUAUAUGAAUGUCACGCCUCCAACUCAGCAGGAGAACUGACUGCUACCACUCGACUCAGCGUCUUACGAGAGGAUCAACUGCCCCCAGGGUUUCCCACCAUUGAUAUGGGUCCACAGCUAAAAGUGGUGGAACGUUCACGGACUGCCACUAUGCUCUGUGCUGCGAGCGGCAAUCCUGACCCAGAUAUUACCUGGUUCAAGGAUUUCCUGCCAGUCAACACGACCGAUAAUCAUGGUCGAAUCAAGCAGCUCCGCUCAGAGUCCUUUGGUGGCACGCCCAUACGAGGUGCCCUACAGAUAGAGAUGAGUGAGGAAUUGGACCAGGGGAAGUAUGAGUGUGUUGCCACCAACAGCUUUGGGACACGUUACUCCACUCCAGCAAACCUGUAUGUCAGAGAGCUGCGAGAAGUGCGUCGCGUCCCCCCUCGCUUCUCCAUUCCCCCAGCUGACAGCGAAAUCAUGCCAGGGGGAAACGUCAACAUCACCUGUGUGGCGGUCGGCUCACCCAUGCCAUACGUGAAGUGGAUGCUGGGAGCGGAAGACUUGACACCGGAGGAUGACAUGCCCAUUGGACGCAACGUCCUGGAGCUGACUGAUGUGCGCCAGUCCAACAACUACACCUGCGUUGCCAUGUCCACGCUCGGUGUGAUCGAGGCUAUGGCGCAGAUUAUUGUGAAAGCCCUGCCGAAGGCUCCUGGGGCUCCUGUGGUGACAGAGAGAACUGCAACUAGCAUUACUCUCACCUGGGAUUCUGGAAACCCUGAACCAGUCUCCUACUAUGUCAUACAGCAUCGUGCCAAGGGUUCAGACGACCCUUACAAAGAGAUAGAUGGUAUUGCCACAACGCGUUACAGCGUUGGCGGCCUCAGCCCGUACUCUCACUAUGACUUCCGGGUCGCAGCCGUCAACACCAUUGGCCAGGGUCCGUCCAGUGAAGUGGUGGAGGCUCGUACAGCGGAGCAGGCUCCCUCAUCACCUCCUCGACAGGUCAUAGGUCGGAUGCUGAGUGCUACAACAGCAAUGAUUCAUUGGGAUGAGCCAGAGGAACCCAAUGGUCAGGUGGUCGGUUACAGGGUGUACUACACCUCAGACAACACACUCCCAGUCAACCAGUGGGAGAAGCAGAUGGUCCGAGGCACCAAUUUCAUCACCAUCCAGGAUCUGACUCCUAACAAGACUUAUUACAUCCGAGUGCUGGCGUUUACCUCUGUAGGAGAUGGACCUUUGUCACAGGACCUCCAAAUUAUAGCCAAGACUGGAGUUCCAUCCCAACCGUUGGACUUCAAGGGUGAAGCCAAGUCUGAGACCAGUAUCCUGUUGUCCUGGGUGGCCCCAUCGAUCCAGGGAGGCCCAGACAGCCAAAUCACUGGAUACGAACUGGUUUAUCGAAGGGUUGACGACACUGAGGAGAGGAAAGUGAGCUUUGAGCCAGCCACCUCCUACCUGCUGAAGAACUUGAAGCCCUUCUCCACCUACACCUUCCAGCUGGCCGCCAAGAGCAAAAAUGGGAUUGGAGCAUACACCAACGAAGUGUCCAUUGACACUCCGCAGACACUUCCUUCGGCACCUCCCCAGGACAUCACAUGCACCAGUCCCAGUUCUACCAGCAUCCUGGUAAGUUGGGCUCCACCACCCCUGGAGUUUCAGAACGGCAUCAUAACGGGAUACUCCAUCCAGUAUUCCACAAUGGAAGGCAACAAAACGUCCAAAAGAGUUGACGGGAUUCCUCCGGGAAGUUCUCCGUAUCUCCUGGAAAAUCUUGAGAAAUGGACCGAGUAUGGCUUAACUGUUCGAGCGCUCACUGAGGCUGGAGAAGGACCGGAAAGUUUACAGCUGCUUAUCCGCACCGAGGAAGAUGUUCCAAGUGGUCCUCCACGAGGGGUUGAAGCAGAGACAGUGAAUGCCUCGGCCAUUAGGGUGAAGUGGCGAGCUCCGGCACCUGAGCUGCAACAUGGACAGGUCCGUGGCUACCAAGUCCACUAUGUGCGGACAAAUUAUGGCGAACCCCAAGGUCAAUCCCUCGUCAAAGACAUCCUUAUAGAUGACUCACAGUGGGAAUAUGGGAACUCAGCUGAAUAUGAGAUUGUGCUUGGAGACCUGAAAGCAGACACAGCCUACUCUGUGUCAGUGGGAGCUUACACCGCAAAGGGUGACGGUGCUCGCAGCAAAGCUGUUACUGCAUGCACUGCCUUGCCUUUUCCUGAGAAACCUAGACUGCUGGUUAGUGCAACUAAAUUAAGUACUGCUCUUGUGCAGUGGUAUCCCCCUCCCAACCCACCAACCCCUUUGCUGGGAUAUCGACUCACCUUCGGCCGUUUGGAUGUUCUUCCCUUUACGGUGGUGGAGUUCCCCACUAAAGAAACCCAUUACACUGCUUUGGAUAUCCACAAGGGAGCUAACUAUGUGUUCAGACUCUCUGCCCGAAACAAAAUGGGCUAUGGAGAGGAGACUGUCAAGGAGGUGACCACUCCAGAAGAUGUUCCGACUGGAUACCCAGAAAAUAUAAUUCUGGAGGAGGCCUCCGCUACCUAUCUCAAACUGACAUGGAAAUCAGUUCCUCUGAUAGAGCAAAAUGGAAAAAUUACAAAGUACUCUGUGCUGUAUAAGGAUAUAAACAGUCGGGGGAAUGCUACGGAAGUGGUGGUGCCCACUCCUGGAUCAAGUGUGUUGCUGGAGGGUCUUAGUGCCGAUACUGUGUAUGAUGUCCGGGUGUGUGCGUUCACAGCUGUAGGUUCUGGGCCGUACAGCCCCAGGCUCCAAUUCAGGACGCAGCGGCUUGACCAAGUUUUUGCCACCAACUUCAGAGUGAAGGCAGCCAUGAAGAACUCAGUUCUGCUUUCUUGGGAGAUCCGGGACAAGAACCCUGCCCAGCCGUUUACUAUCCUGUAUGGAAAAGGCCAGUCUGUGGAAGUAGACGGCAAGCAGACUCAGAAACUCAUAACUGGCUUGGAUCCGGACACCCAGUACUCUUUCCUGCUCACAAACCGCGCCAACAGCGCUGGCGGGCUGCAGCACCGCGUCACUGCCACAACCGCCCCAGACAUCCUGAAAAGCAAACCCCUUAUUGUGGGAAAGACAAAUGCGGAUGGAAUGGUGACCGUGCAGCUGCCAACUGUGCAGACGACAACAAAAGUCAGGGGUUAUUAUGUGGUGGUGGUGCCACUGAAGAAGCAGAGAGGAGGAAAGUUUCUAAAUCCCUGGGACGAUCCUGAUCAGAUGAAUUUGGAUGAGCUCCUCAAAGAGAUAAACAGGACAAGUGUCAGCCGGGCCCUUCGCAUCCGCAGACAGGCUAGCCAGUCAGAGCCCAGAGCUUAUGUCACUGCUCACUUUAAGACCCUCCCACUCGAGUUCACUUUAGGUGAUGGUCGAAACUACGGUGACUUCCGCAACCGUCCUCUGCAGGGUGGGCAGGAGUAUGUCUUCUUUGUCCUUGCUCUACUGGACCUCUCAGAAAAUACAAUGUUCUCAACCAGCCCCUAUUCUGAUCCGGUGACCGCAUCGGACGUGGAUCCCCAGCCGAUUGUUGACGAGGAGGAGGGUCUGCUGUGGGUCGUGGGGCCUGUGCUAGCUGUCAUCUUCAUUGUCUGUAUUGUCAUCGCUAUUCUUCUAUUUAAGAGCAAACCUGACAGGAAAAGAGCUGAGGCCGAAGGAAGGAAGGGCAGUUUUCCCUGCAGCAAAGCCAUGUCCUCCCACCAUCCCACAGAUCCUGUGGAGCUGCGGAGGAUCAACUUCCAGACUCCAGCGUAUCGUGUAUCAGUCUACCGUGGUUAUCGCCGUUUGUCAAGCAUGGCAAGUCACCCGCCCGUCCCCAUCUCUGAGCUGGCAGAUCACAUUGAGCGCCUCAAGGCAAAUGACAAUCUCAAGUUUUCUCAAGAGUACGAGUCCAUAGACCCAUCUCAGCAGUUCACAUGGGAGAACUCUAACUUGGAGGUCAACAAACCAAAGAACCGCUACGCUAACGUCAUUGCAUAUGAUCACUCGAGGGUCAUACUCUCCGGCAUUGAUGGUGUCCCUGGCAGUGACUAUAUUAAUGCGAACUACAUUGAUGGCUACCGCCGUCAAAAUGCAUACAUAGCCACUCAAGGCCCUCUUCCGGAGACCUUUGGGGAUUUCUGGAGGAUGGUCUGGGAGCAGCACACAGCCAACAUCAUCAUGAUGACAAAGCUGGAGGAGAAGUCACGGAUGCCCUCUUAUUUCUUCUCUAAGGUGAAAUGUGAUCAGUACUGGCCAACACGUGGCACAGAGACCUAUGGUCUCAUCCAGGUCACUCUGCUGGACACAGUGGAGCUGGCCACCUACUCUAUGAGGACCUUUGCUCUUUACAAGAGCGGCUCUAAUGAGAAGCGUGAGGUUCGUCACUUCCAGUUCACAGCCUGGCCGGACCACGGGGUCCCCGAACAUCCCACCCCGUUCCUGGCCUUCCUCCGCCGGGUCAAAGCCUGCAACCCCCCAGAUGCUGGACCAAUGAUUGUGCAUUGCAGCGCUGGUGUGGGCCGAACUGGCUGCUUCAUUGUCAUAGACGGUAUGACAGAGCGCAUCAAGCACGAGAAGACUGUCGACAUUUACGGCCACGUCACGCUGAUGCGCUCUCAGAGGAACUACAUGGUCCAGACGGAAGACCAGUACAUCUUCAUCCAUGAUGCUUUACUGGAGGCCGUGACGUGCGGGAACACUGAGGUCCCUGCCAGAAAUCUGUACUCCUAUAUCCAGAGGCUGACGCAAAUUGAGCCGGGAGAGAACGUCACUGGCAUGGAGGUGGAGUUCAAGCGUCUGGCCAGUGCCAAGGCCCAUACGUCUCGGUUUGUGAGUGCCAAUCUGCCAUGCAACAAGUUCAAGAACCGACUGGUGAACAUUAUGCCCUAUGAGACGACGCGCGUGUGUCUGCAGCCAAUCAGAGGGGUGGAAGGGUCCGACUACAUCAACGCCAGCUUCAUUGAUGGAUACAGGCAACAACGGGCCUACAUAGCAACCCAGGGCCCACUGGCUGAGACCACAGAGGACUACUGGAGAAUGCUGUGGGAACACAACUCCACUAUAGUUGUCAUGUUGACCAAACUGAGAGAAAUGGGACGGGAGAAGUGUCACCAGUACUGGCCAGCAGAGAGAUCAGCCAGGUACCAGUACUUUGUGGUUGAUCCUAUGGCUGAAUAUAACAUGCCUCAGUACAUCCUCCGAGAGUUCAAAGUGACUGAUGCCAGAGACGGCCAAUCAAGAACGGUUCGUCAGUUCCAGUUUACUGAUUGGCCAGAGCAAGGAGUGCCAAAAUCGGGAGAAGGAUUUAUUGAUUUUAUUGGCCAAGUUCACAAAACUAAAGAACAGUUUGGCCAGGAUGGGCCAAUUACUGUGCACUGCAGUGCUGGAGUCGGGAGGACCGGUGUGUUCAUCACCCUGAGCAUCGUCCUGGAGAGGAUGAGGUACGAAGGGGUGGUGGACAUCUUCCAGACGGUCAAGAUGCUGCGCACUCAGAGACCUGCCACCGUUCAAACAGAGGAUCAGUACCAGUUCUGCUACCGGGCCAGUCUCGAGUACCUGGGAAGCUUCGAUCACUAUGCAACAUAAACCCAGUUGCAGCCUAGUCUCGCCCCAUUCAGCCGACUGCUCCCUUUUUGUAGUGUCACACACAACCUGAAUACAUGCACUUGGCUGGAAUGUGUGCGUGAAGAAUUCGCCACCACCUACAGAGUUUAAAUGGGGGCGGCGGACUAUCGGCUUAUCCCCGUACCCAGAAACAGCACUUCUAACUGAGCCAUAGCGAUCCUGCUCGACCCCUGGGGGGCGAGGGUGGGAGACUCUUUUCACCCUCUCCCGAUCCCUCCACCCUGUCCAAACACAAACACUCCUGUGGGUCAGUCUGAAGAAGCAGCUUCAACCACUGUUCCAAAACAAAAUACUUUAUCAAAUAUAGAUUUUUUUUAUUAUUAUUAUUAUAAUGAUGAUGAAUACGUGUUGGUUCCAGUGCUUCUGUGAGCACCCAGAUUGCUUUGUGUUGUUUUCGGUGUGGAACUCUCACCUCGUCCACCACCAGUGUAGCAUCAGUAGACUGAACAAAACAGGACCAAGCGGUGGGAAAAAGUAGGAUUUUUUUCUACCACGAGGAACGCCAAGUGGAAGUCUGCGUAUCCAUCCAGUGGAAUCCACCUGGGUUUUUACGCACCGGAGAAUUGCCAACAGAAAGAACUGAGAAAACAAAGCACACGGUACUAAAAAGACAAAUACACGUACUUUAAAAAGGAGCACCAAGGAGUAUUUUUCUUUCUUUCUUUUUUUCUUUUUUUUGGUUCUGGAUAAUGUUGGAAACAGACUUUUGUUUCCUGUGAAUGAAAAUAGGACAUUUCUACAGUAAUAAGCACCACCAGUUCAACCUUAUUACGCUUCACCAUUUCAAAUAAGGGAAGGUUUAAACUGCAAAGCAAAACAUUAAUUUAGUUUUUUAGAAAGAUAUAUGACUAUUUAGUUUUUUUUUUAAAAACAAAAUGGCACAUUCUGUUAUCUAUUUUUUUUUUUUUUUUACAUUUUUGUCCCCACUGACUACAAAAAGCAAGGUUUGUAAGCUGUUGCCAUGUUUUUUUAAAGCGUACAAUCAAAUCUUGUGUGGAGGAUGUUCACCGUUUGACGACAAACUCCACCUUCGAGUGUCACUGUCACUUACUCUCCACCUCCUAUCUUUGUGAAAACACUGAUGCACAGUGGCUAAUAUCUCAGCACAUGGCUGUCUUGCCUAGCAGAGCAAGGAGACAUGAGGACAUGGAAAGUCCCACCAAGUUGUGCGUUUUAGCUCAUUUGAAGCCACCUAAAUCACAAAAAGUGCAGAAGGUAUGUACAGAAGGCAAGAUAUGAUGGGGAGGGGAGAAAUCAACUAUUUAUGUGUCCAAAUAAGCUUUCACAGAGAUUUCUUUACCAGAGAGCGAGAAAAGGAUGCAGGGGUUCUGGGUUUUGGGGGAAGGGGACAAAUUUCUCACUGGAAUGCUCACCUUAGACUUUUCUCUCUGUCUGAUUCAGUGUGCAAUAAGUAGAUGUAUUAUAUAUUUUUGUGUCGAGUCACUUAACUGCAGUCAUACGCCAUGAUGAGGAUGAUGUUGAUAAAGGUGUGUCGUUUACUCCAGAUAUAAGAUGUUUUACACUUGAUUUGGUUCAGUGUGUCCAGACAGAGCGUCACAACUCCGGAGGUCAUGUCGAAGCAAACGAAAUGAUCAAAAUCACAUUUCAAACAGCAUCUAUUUAGUAUUUUUGAUUUUAGAUUUAUAGUGCCUUAUAUUACACGCCUAUUUUGAUAAAGUUACUUUAAAUGAUUUUUUUUUUGUGUGUGUAUAUUUUAUGUACGUAUGCUUGUGCGUAUGUGAUCUGGGUGUUUGUGUUCAUGACUUUUGUUCCGGUAUGUGAAAGUAUUUUGUUUUUGUAUGUUCAGUUUUUCUGGUCGUGAAAAUGUCAAACUGAAGGUUCCAUGUGGGUUGGAUGGUCAUUGCUUCGAACCCAGCAGCUGCUUCAGCAUUGCUCUUUUAUUCAAUGAGUUAUUUUUACGACUCAGUUACAGAAGUUUUAUCUGGAUGAACUGAUCAUUUAGGCAAAAUAAAGUCUAAGUUGUUGCUUGCAAGAGUUUUCUGUACGUCUCUUUGCAAAAGUAUUCCCUCCAUUAAAGUUUUUAAAUUGUCACAUUGUAAUCUGCAAAUCUCAGUGUAUGUUCUUAGGGUUUUAAUGUUUAAGUUGUGCAUAUUUGUGAAGUGGAAAGAAAAUCACACAGUUUACUUUUUUUUUUUUUUUUGCAAAUAAAAAUCUAAAAAGUUUGUAUUGUAUUUGUUUUCAGCUUCUGUAAAUCAACUAUUUCUGUGGUUACGACUUUGAGCUUUUGGUCGCUAGCAGCUUGAUACGUCAAAGGACUAAAGUAUUUUCCCAUUCUUGUUUGCAAAAAUAGCUCGAGCUCUGUGAGACUGAAUGAAGAGGAAUUGUAAACUUCUAUUUCAAGUAUGAUAGAGAUUCUCAUUUAGAUUUAUUCCCUCAGCAUGACCCUACCACCGCCUCGGUUCACAGUUGGGAUAGAGCAUUCAAAACGAUGUACAGUGUUAGCACUACAUGACAGAAUACUUUCAAAAUCUGACAUUAAUCUCAUCUUUUUUUGCAUUUUUACUCAUUUCCAAAGAUGAAACAAGCUUUUUCUCAACUGUACUCCUCUUCUCACCACAUUUCUAUAAAAGUCAGACUUGUGGACAGCUAAUAAUUGUUCCAUCAAGAAAUUCUCCCACCGUGUCUGUUUAGUACUCUCCUUGCUCAGCCUGUCAGUUUGGGAAGACAGCCAUCACUUUAGGUUUCAGUCAUAGAUUGGAGAUGUCCUACGCUUGGGACAUAAUUGUAUAACCUGUCUCUUUUUUUAAACGUCUCCUCAACGUUCUAGCUGACCUGUCUGCUACGUUUCUUGGUCUUCUUGAUGUUUGUUCUCUGAUGUUAUCUGAUGAAUUGUUUGCCUUCACAGAACAGCUGUAGUCAUUCUGAGAUUAAAUUACAUACAUAUGGACUUUAUGUAAUAACUAGGUUACUUUGGAUGGCAGUGAGUAGCAGUAGAUUUAAGUACCAGUGUUAUGGGGGCUGAAUAUGCAUAUGCAUGAACUUUUUAGAUCUCUGUUAAAAAUGAAAGUCAUGUAUCAGUUUUCUUCCACUUCACAAUUAUGUAUUGUUGGUCUACAGCAUAAAAUACAUCAAGGUUUGUGGUGGUACUGCGACAAAAUGUGAGCAUCUGUAAGGAGUAUGAAUACUUCUGCAAGGCAGCGUACACAGCUCUUCACAGGGAGAGUUCAGUUUGCCUGAUGGAACGGUUUGGCCGCACAACGGCUCCGACAAGUCAAAAUUGCUCAGCUAUGCAGUAAUCUACAACAAGAUGAACAACAGAGGAGCUCUCUGUCAGUAAGAACAAAAUCAACACCAUCGUAGCACACCUAUGUAACCCACCUGAAACCAUCCACCUGAAGUCAGUCAGUCUCCUCAUCUGUGUCCCUCAAUCCACACUUCUGUCCCCAUUUCUGUGUUUUUAUCCAAUGAUGACAAAGGCAAAGAGAAGUUCAGGUGCUACCAACAGAUGUAGUCACAUUUUUUUUAUAUCUCCAUCAACGCUUGACCACACAAGAGACGGUCAAAAGUUUUCCACCAUCUAGCAGUGACCCGGUUGUCUUUUUUUGUUUUUUUUUUUAUUUCAUAUGCAUGGUACCAUUUCUGAGAUGCCCCCUAUUGGUCACGCCGCUUAAGGGAAGACUUGCACUUUCUCUCUUUGUACUAUGCACUACUAAGAUCUCUAACGGCCCCUCCCGCUAUCCCGUUGCCCCAAAAGGAGACUUACUUGAACUCUUUGAAGUAGAUUGUGUAAUGCUCACGCGGUUGUGUAUAUGUAAAUAACACAAAACACAGAGAGUAAUUGAGAUGCAUAGCUAAACAGAGAAAUAAAUUAAAGUUAAAGAGAGACAUUUAUGAGAUAUAAAGAGUGAUAUCAAAGUUGCACCUGAAAUCACGGUUUUACGGCACAGCUGUGUUGUGCAAUACGCCACUUUGUGGAUUUGUUAUCCCACAAACAAGAAGUUUCACUAAAAGCUUGUUCUAAAUACCCUUUCCUCCCCCAUUCCUUCAAAUGUGUCAUGUAGAUGGAUAAAACUGAAGUUUAUAAAUUGUAUAAAAUGGACGUACGAUGUGUUGCUUGGGUCAGUUAGCACCAAUUGGUCUGUACAUGUAAGACAUUUUUUUUCAUUUUGUUACGGGCUCUGAGUCAACAAGUGCUUUUUUUAUUUUCCUAUGUUGGUUCUCAGAGCGUGUGAAAAACACAAAAACCCAGUCUGUAUGGAUUUCUGUUCAAUAUUGACACAGGUUUCAUUUGUUACAAAUAAACUCAAGUGAAAUGAU
Gambusia affinis (western mosquitofish) is the source of this 10641-nucleotide messenger RNA. It is a transcript of the gene ptprdb, whose product is annotated as protein tyrosine phosphatase receptor type Db. Bases 463 to 6324 code for a protein of 1953 amino acids. The transcript has 47 exons. NCBI's taxonomy places the organism in Eukaryota, Metazoa, Chordata, Actinopteri, Cyprinodontiformes, Poeciliidae. The record is from RefSeq and is a predicted model, not a curated record. Gene Ontology annotation, molecular function: protein tyrosine phosphatase activity; protein binding. Gene Ontology annotation, biological process: protein dephosphorylation.